This is a messenger RNA of Alosa alosa (allis shad), 3111 nucleotides long. RefSeq names its product TBC1 domain family, member 10Ab (gene tbc1d10ab). The record is from RefSeq and is a predicted model, not a curated record. Lineage: Eukaryota; Metazoa; Chordata; Actinopteri; Clupeiformes; Clupeidae. The coding region runs from base 929 to 2404 and encodes 491 amino acids. The transcript is spliced from 9 exons.
CUGCAAAAUACAGAUGCAUCGUCAAUAAGCUCAACUUGAUUGUAAACAGUGCGUGACUUGCUACGCCUCUGCAUGGAGUAACGUUAAUGUGACUUGCGAGGAGACACUGAUAUUAUACGCAGUUUAUCCGACUUAUGAUUAGAUGGAUUGUUAACAUAAUCGUAACACAGCCUACAUUGAAUUGCAAUAUAGUAAACGGACAACGACGAUUCGAUUACAUGAUGUAGUUAGCUACGAUGGCUAGCAAGUAAGAUUUGCCUUUUAAAGGUAACGUUAGCUAGCUCCGUCACUAGAACUACCUUGCCGAGCUACACAAACUUGCAGGUAACUUCUUUAAAUGGCUAACGAGAUGAUGGUACCGUGUUUUAACCGGAUGAUUAUCUGUCUACAUUAGUAAUACGAUAUAUUUAUAUAGCUUGUAAGUUUUCAUUGAAUUCGAUGUCUUUGAAUCAGGUAUGACACCAGCUAUGCUAGCCAGUACUGUUAGCCAGAUCUGGCUAGCUAGCUAGCUGUCUGUCAUAUGUGGAUGACAGCCAUGGAAAAGUGGUCUCGUUUUGUGCAUUCUAGGUAACAGGUGUAACUUAACUCAUUAGCCCAUUUUUAGAUAUUUCUUUUCCGGAAAUAAUUGUGUAUAAAAGCUCUUUUAGCUGAGCUGUUGUCAGCUAAGUAAGAUACAAUCUUAAUAGCUAAGACUAGUUAAUGCGCCUUACAAUGAAGUUUGCAGUUUAACUGCCACUAAAACAAAUAGCUUCGUGAAUGGUCGUUUUUGCACAAUGGUCAUUUUGCCGGAUGUGUCGGAAAUUAUCAGGUUAUUUGAGGAUCUGUUUGUGGUUUGAGGGAGUUCCAUAUUACAGGAGUUGGCUACGAUCGGUGCCUUUAUAGAAUAUUAUUACGCCCUCCUAAAGGUAGUCACCGAUACGUUUUGAAAAUGGCCAGAAUUCAACAAGGGAACGGAUUGCUGUCGAGUGAGUCAAAAAGUUUUAGAGGCACCACAGAGAGCGUGGACAAGCUUGAUGACAACUCCUCGGAAUCUGCUGUCAACGGCCUUGACAACACUGAAGUACAGACCGACAAAUAUGGAUUCAUUGAGGGUGCCCAACAAUAUUCUUCAAAUUCCGCCGAAGACGUUCCUCCAGAGAUCCUCAGGCAGAGGGAGGCCAAGUGGCUGGACAUGCUCAACAACUGGGACAAGUGGAUGGCCAAGAGACACAAGAAAGUGAAGGUGCGUUGUCAGAAGGGCAUCCCUCCCUCUUUGCGGGGCCGUGCCUGGCUUUACCUGUCAGGGGGGAAAGUGAAGAAGGAGCAGAACCUGGGCAAGUUCCAGGAGCUGGACAGUCAGCCAGGUGACCCACGCUGGCUGGACGUGAUCGAGAAGGACCUGCACCGACAGUUCCCCUUCCACGAGAUGUUUGUGGCGCGGGGAGGCCAUGGGCAGCAGGAUCUGUUCCGUGUGUUAAAAGCCUACACUCUCCACCGGCCGGAGGAGGGCUACUGCCAGGCCCAGGCUCCUAUUGCUGCCGUUCUCCUCAUGCACAUGCCUGCUGAGGAUGCAUUCUGGGGUUUGGUGCAGAUCUGUGAGAAGUACCUCCCCGGAUACUACAGUGCUGGACUGGAGGCCAUCCAGCUGGACGGGGAGAUCCUGUUUGCGCUGCUGAAGCGCGCCUCCCCCGUGGCGCACCGCCACCUGAAGAAGCACAAGAUCGAGCCCAUCCUCUACAUGACCGAGUGGUUCAUGUGCGCCUUCUCGCGCACGCUGCCCUGGGCCUCGGUGCUGCGCGUCUGGGACAUGUUCUUCUGCGAGGGGGUGAAGAUCAUCUUCCGGGUGGGGCUGGUGCUGUUGAGAUGCAUGCUGGGAUCUCAGGAGAAGCUGAAGGCCUACCAGGGCCAGUACGAGACCAUGGAGCUGCUCAGGCACAUCGAGCCGCGCUACAUGCACGAGACUUUCCUGGUCAACGAGGUGAUUGAGCUGCAGGUGUCAGAGCGGGACGUGGAGAAGGAGCACCUGUCCCAGUUGCGGCGCUGGAAGGAGACGCGCGGCGAGCUGCACGCCAAGUCCCCUCCCAGGAUGCACGGCGCCCGCGCCAUCAUGAGCGCCGAGCCGCCCAGCCGCCAGGACCUCCGCCAGAACCCCACCAUCAUCGUGGAGUCGCCGGUGGCGGUCGAGAACGACGGGGGACGGCCAGCAUCCGCCGAUGACAAGAAGGUGAAGAAGAAGACGAAGGGCAAGGGCGAAAAGGAGGAAGAGGCGCAGGACGAGGAGAGGGGACAGACUGCAGCGGUCGCGGAGUUGCCACCGGUGGAGGUGACCAACCCGUACCCCGCGCUCGCCGAGCCCGAAGACUCACCGAGCACGCUGGGGUCACAGCAGAGUCUAAGCAGCGGCGAGCACGACACCUACCUGUAGGGUCGGGGUCGGGGUGGGGUGGCGCGGUGGGGAGAGGACAUUUGACCCUGCUGCUGACCAGCCACAGACUGCCAUCGCCACGCUGUUGUAUCGGCCAUCCAGCGUGACCGAUAUGGGCGUAUCCAUGGAAAACCCCCGUCCACGAUUUAACACUCAGGAUCUUUAACUGGAAGGGAGGACGUUUUGGCAACCAAGGGAGCAUCGAUCUACUGCCAAAGUUUCAGGAGUGAAAGGCAUCAAAUGAGUGGGAGAGACGUGGUGGGGCUUUGUGUCUUUUUGCACAGAUGAGAGGGGUGUGGAUGUCAGUGACAUGGCAUGGGGAGAAGGUGGGGUGAUUUUUAAUCAAAGACACUUUUGUUUGGGUGGCACUUAUAUUUGUGGAGAGGGGCCUAACAGGUACACACACACACAUAUACACACACACUCUCACUCACAGCCAUAGGGUAGAUGCUGCAGAGCCGAUGAGAACCUAGAUCUGGUGUCCUCCUCCAAGGCCUUCAGCUAAUGCAUAGCCACGGAUACAGACCCCAUAAUGCACUACAGGGCCAGGAGAGUGGGCAGCUGACCUGGCUCAUUGGUUUAGCUCUGUGCUAAAGCAGCCUUUGCCAUCUCUUCCUCUUCUCAGUAAAGCUGUAUGCCCUGAAGAGAUGACCUCUUGUCAAACUUGCUCAUUUGUUUUCGUAGUUACUCUAACACCAGUGUCUCAG